Messenger RNA from Rosa rugosa (rugosa rose), 351 nucleotides. RefSeq lists its product as uncharacterized. The transcript is spliced from 3 exons. Lineage: Eukaryota; Viridiplantae; Streptophyta; Magnoliopsida; Rosales; Rosaceae. The record is from RefSeq and is a predicted model, not a curated record. The coding region runs from base 1 to 339 and encodes 112 amino acids.
AUGAAACAACUUUUUUCCUUCCUCCAAACAGACCGUAACAGUCUAUCACACUUCGACAAACCAGUAAGCACCAGACUCUCGGCUCUCUCUCUAAAACAAACCAGAAUAAGACUGGAGAAAAUGGAGAAGGCAGUUUCGAAAUCUAAGUCUCAUCAAUCUUCAUAUACUCAUUGUGGAAUUUCAGAUUCUCAAGCUCCUGUUACUCCUAUUGGUUUUCGGUGGGAUCUACAAUGGUCAGUAGUAAACUACAAAGGGAGGGCAUAUACUCAAAGAGUACAGCUGCCAAAUGAGGCAUUCCUAGAGAAUUGGGAAACAGUAAAAGCUCUUAUCUUGUGUUAAAAGCACCUGGGA